AUGGGUGUUCGGGUCGGGGCCAGUCUCGGCACUGAGUGCAGCAGCUGCGGGAGUCUCCAGGUCGACGCCAGCAAGUUUCCUUCUGCACCAGCCCGACGCGCAGCACUUUUUAUUUCCGCAACCCGGGCAGCAGCAGCAGCAGCAGCAAAAGCAAGCUGCACAAAAGACCCGUCUUAUUGCAAACCCGACCAGAAUCCUGACUUGCCAUUCACUUCCUGCAUGGACUCAUUCAGCAUUACUGGGCCGACUGCUGCUGAUGGUCCCAAUAUUGGUCUGCUUUUCUUAUUGGGUGUCGCGGAAUGCGCAUCAACUGCUACAACGACGAAUGCGGAACCCAUCGAAAAUUCAACUGAUGGACCCACUGAAUCCACGGACAUCAUUUACGUUGAAGAACCCCGUUCGGAAACCCUGAUCGAGGUGGAAACAGUUCCUGACGGAUCAACCAAAGAAAACCCGACGCCGGAUUUAUUAUCUGACGCUGCCGAACCCUUGUCACUGAUAGGCGACAAUAACGAAGUUGCUGACCUGGAACCCAGUGAAUUCUUCCUGUUGCCAUUCUUCGGGAUCGGAAGGGGUUACGGAGGUUACGGGGGUUAUGGGCGUUACGGGAGGGGUUAUGGUUAUGGGGGUUACGGAAGAGGUUUCGGGUUUGGGAGAAGGAGAAGGUACAGACCAUUCGGUCCUUUCGGCGGUGCAGGAUUGGGACGAGGAUUUCGCGGAGGAUUCGGCAGAGGAUUUGGCAGAGGCGGCGGAUUUGGACUUUUCGGCUGACGGAAUGCUAUUUGAUUUAUAACGUGGCACUAAUAAAAUGCCUUGUGGCAUUGAUUACUACAAAUUUCAAACUCAA
Messenger RNA from Notodromas monacha, 847 nucleotides. Lineage: Eukaryota; Metazoa; Arthropoda; Ostracoda; Podocopida; Cyprididae. The record is from the annotation of a GenBank genome assembly.